Penicillium canescens is the source of this 408-nucleotide messenger RNA. Its product is annotated as tautomerase family protein. NCBI's taxonomy places the organism in Eukaryota, Fungi, Ascomycota, Eurotiomycetes, Eurotiales, Aspergillaceae. The coding region runs from base 1 to 408 and encodes 135 amino acids. The record is from RefSeq and is a predicted model, not a curated record. The transcript is spliced from 2 exons.
AUGUCAGUUUUCAAUCCAAACACCAUUAGCCCGACUGACAAAGAACAACUCGCCAAGUCAAUCACUAAACUCUACGUCUCCUACGGACUCCCUGCUUUCUACGUCCAAGCCCACUUUAUCAAGGAUGUCCCUGGUACAGCUUUCGUUGGCGGUGAAGUGCACCCCAACUUCGCCGACAUCUACCGUGUUGCUCGUGCUUUCCAGAGUGAAGAAGCGAAGCAGCGAUUCUUCUCCGGCGUUGACAAUAUCCUCGACCCGGAAUGUGAGUCAAAAGAAAUGGAAUGGGAAUAUUUCAUCGCGGAAGCUUCGAGAGAUUUGUGGAAGAUGAGUGGACUAGUGCCACAACAGCCUGGCUCCGAGGGAGAAAAGAAAUGGGCCCAACUGAACAAGGCCGUGAAGCUUGAGUGA